Messenger RNA from Solanum tuberosum (potato), 1742 nucleotides. RefSeq names its product translation initiation factor eIF-2B subunit beta-like. The record is from RefSeq and is a predicted model, not a curated record. The transcript is spliced from 11 exons. The coding region runs from base 169 to 1416 and encodes 415 amino acids. Lineage: Eukaryota; Viridiplantae; Streptophyta; Magnoliopsida; Solanales; Solanaceae. Gene Ontology annotation, molecular function: translation initiation factor activity; guanyl-nucleotide exchange factor activity. Gene Ontology annotation, cellular component: eukaryotic translation initiation factor 2B complex. Gene Ontology annotation, biological process: translational initiation.
GGUUAUAGCCCUAAAACCCCUUUUAAACCCUUUACAUUUCUGGGACUGGGGAGUUCCCAUUUUCAUUGCAACAAAAUCUCUGUUAUCAAAGGUUAUUGUCAUUUUGUGCAAAAAGGGGGUGUUUUUCUAAUCUAUAAGAGUUGUUCUGGUGAUUUAUUGAGUUGAAAAAUGCCGGAUAUUGAGAGACUUGUGAAUGAUUUUGUUGCAAAGCUCAGCAAACGUAAGGUUGAAGGGUCACAAGCAACUUCGCGGCUAACAGCAGAGUUGCUUCGUUCUGUAGUUUCGUUGCAAAGAUUGCCACCUACUAACUCAGCUGCAGUGCUCAUUGAGGCUGUGAGCGGUAUAGGUGUUAAAUUGGUUGCUGCCAACCCUGUUGAGCUUGCUGUUGGAAAUAUUGUUAGGCGUGUUCUUCAUAUUAUCCGGGAGGAGGAUCUCUCUCUUUUGACCAGUAAAACGAGCGACUUAGAUUUAUCAGCUGCAAGUGAUGAUGAAGGAACCAUAGACCAGGAUUAUGACCCAACUCAAUCUGCUGCCGCAGCUGCAGCUGCAGCUAAGAGUUUUCUACGGCCUCCUUCAUUGCAUGCACUUCUGGAGAAUAUGUCGGAUAAAGCUGUACCGAGUAACAAUUACACCUCCUCUUCAGGUGGAGAUUCUGAAGAGAAAACCAAAGCUGAUAAACUUGCCAGGACUCGGAAGUUAAAGCAUGAUGUUAUUGAGGCAAUUAACAUAUUAAUUGAAGAUAUUGAUACUUGUCAUGAUCUGAUUGCAGAACAGGCAGUUGAGCAUAUUCACCAAAAUGAAGUAAUACUAACACUAGGUAGUUCGAGAACUGCCUUUGAAUUCCUCUGUGCCGCAAAAGAGAAAAAACGGUCUUUUCGGGUGGUUGUUGCAGAGGGCGCACCGAGGUACCAGGGGCAUGCUCUUGCAAAAGAGCUGGUAUCAAGAGGUCUACAAACUAUAGUUGUAACAGAUUCUGCUGUUUUCGCAAUGAUUUCUAGAGUAAAUAUGGUUAUAGUGGGAGUUCAUGCAGUGAUGGCCAAUGGUGGUGUCAUUGCACCUGUUGGAAUGAACAUGGUUGCACUUGCCGCUCAAAAGCAUGCUGUUCCAUUUGUCGUAGUUGCUGGCAUUCACAAGUUGUGCCCUUCAUAUCCACACAAUCCAGAGGUUUGUCUGAAUGACAUGCGAUCCCCUGCUGAACUUCUCGAAUUCGGGCGAUUUUCAAACUGCAUGGAAUUUGGAAUGGAUAGUGGGGCUCCUCUUCAAGUUGUUAACCCUGGUUUUGAUUAUGUGGCACCUGAGCUUGUCAGCCUUCUCAUCACCGACAUUGGAGGGCAUAACCCGUCAUAUAUGUAUCGUCUCAUAUCGGACUACUACUCAGCUGAUGAUUUUGAUUUGCAAGGGAGGAUACAUAAAUGAAGAAAGUAUCUUGAAGCUCCUUACUGAAUUUAAGCAAUACAUGCUGAUUUCAGGCAUCUUUUGGAGAGCUGUAGUUGACUGAUGAAGAGAAGUGGCAACCAAAAAAUCAAAUGGAAUGUGUUUGUUAUCUACUUUGGUGGAUAGCUUUAAAUGAGCUUUUUAGCAUAAACACUUUCUGAACAUACUGUACUUUGUUCAGACUAAGUUUUGACUUGUUUAAUGUAAUGUAAUGUGUCCAAGGUGGUAAUAUUAGUUUGUUUCGUUCUUGUUAUAGAUGAAUGUUUAGAUGAACUUUACCUCUUGAAUUACAUCAAUCCUUAUAUGCA